CGAGAAUGGAAGAAUGAUUUUGGUCCCAUUUUUGUCAGUGUUGCUUUUGAUGUGCACCAAAGUACCUCGUGAAGCAGAGCGAAACCACCAAGUUCAAAAGUUUGAAGAUAAGCGACCAGCCAACACUCAAACUCGACACUGCAAAGGGUGCAUAAUCGAAUUCAGCUCAUCACCAUCAGCCGAGAAAGCAGUUCGCUUGAGUUUGUAGUUUUCAGAACUCAUCAAAAAUGGAUCAGUCCUCGGCGGUUGGAGCCACGACAAUUUCGUCCUCGUCUCUCUCGACCACUUCCAACGUGCUGACACACGCGCCGGACGCUUCGCACAGCAGCGAUAUGGAGUGCAUCGAUGAGAAUGUGAUCAUUGACGAAAUUACUGAAGCUGAGCCUACGUCUGUUACGCUGCGGUUCUGCAAACGUAAGUUUCUUCGUCCAUAUGUGGUAAUACUUGCCAUUGCUGGACUACGCCCCAGUUCCAGCGAUGUUGAAUUUCUUGGUCGUUGGGUAGGACAUCUACAAACUUUCUUAGUGCUGCUACUACUCAUCGUUGGAUACAUGCUACAGUUUUUGUGUGGUUUCAGACGUGAUCAUGGGAUCAUAGAACCAAUCCAACCUUUACCCAUCUCCACAACCCCAGGAUGGACGAUAACCACAACAACGACACCAGACGUUGUUAAACAAUCACCGAACUGGACGAUCCGCGACGAGACGUCAGAUUUUUUAACGGAGAGCGGCAAUUUAACCAUAAACCUGAACCGAGAACCUGGACACCUCGGUCUCCUAGCAUCGGGUGAAGCAAUCUUCAUCUAUCUUGUCCCUGCUUUGCUACACCUGAACGGAUUCAUACUAGCGGUUUUUAUCUAUCGCUUUGCUGACAAUGAACAGUUGCAGAACCUCAUCGAACGGGUCUUUAUCCUCAGCAGCAAUCCGCGCCGGUUAGUGUUGACACUUUGGCUCUACUUUGGACUGGGACUGGUUUGGCUGGGCGUCUCCAUCGCGUACGUAACGCUGAUCGGAAUCGAUGGAGUCACCGUUUUCGAGCGAUUUUUAUCGUUUGGAUGGACCGGUGGGUUGGCACGAUGGACACAUACAGGCGAGCUAUUGAGGGCGCUGCUCUCGGUUACACUGUUUCUCCAUGAUCUCGUACAGAUGGUAGUGAUUGUGAGUUAUGGCUUGAUGUGUGAUAUGCUGCGAUGCUAUUUAAAGGCGCUGAAGGAAAAGCUGCUACUGCACACGAUCGAACCACUGAACUGGAUGCGGGAAAUCUGCGAGUUCCGGAAGCUUCUUCACCAUCUAAACACAAAAAUCUCACUACCGGUGGCCAGCCUGACCGUGCUUAACCUCAGCUACACGGUGUCGAGCGUGGCGCAUCUGUUCCACAACAUGACGGCCUGUCCGAUUAACAUAUUCACCGCGAGUCUCGCCAACAUUCUGCUCUGGCUGGUCAUCGCACUGGUGCCGUUCUUUCAGGCCGCCAGCCUAACCGUCACCUGCCGCCAAACGCAAUCCUGCGGCCAUCUGAUAAGCAUUCGCCCGUUCGUUCACCGUAAUACGUCGUCCGAGGAUUUGAACACGGUGCUGCUGUACGCGUCCUCGCUGAAGAUGUCAGCCAAAUUGUUCCGGAUGCCCGUCAGCGCCCACUAUCUGUGCUUUCUCGUGCUCGUCUGCUUCAUCGGCGUGCUGACGUUCGGAAUGUGCCUCAACAUAUCGCUCGGUCGGCUCUAGGGAAACGGAGCAACGGUACGGCACUCCCUACCCCUGUCCGGGCACGUGACGUGCGUUCCCAAACCUCGUGCACGAACCUCGUGAGCGGAAAUCUCGCCCGCGCCACCACGGUGGUGGGAUUGGCCGGAAGGAAGUGAAAUUUUCGUGGAAUUGCGAUGAACUGACGCGGACAGGCCAAGGACUGUCGGGGGUCGUUUGCCAGUAAGUGACGGAUCGUCUGCAAACACGUGGAAUUUACGGACGAAUGACCGUUGCGUCAGUUAGCGAAGAGAGAGAGAGAAAGGGAGAGAAACAGAGCAGUUUAGCAGACAGAGGGACGUCGCAUCAACGCAUCGAAUGAAAUCAAACAGGAAACGGAGAGCAGGACUGGCUUUUUUCUAUAUCGAAAGCACUGUGAAACAACAUACGGUUCGCAGGGAUUUUUGCAUUUCCAUUCUGCUAACUGGAAGUGAAUGGUUGCAUUUAGUGUGCAGAUGGUCUGUGAUGCGAAAAUGGGGUUGACGAUGGCAAAAGAUUGCAACUGUUACAACAGCAGUAGAAAGGGUUACCAUUUGAAGAAAAAUAUUCGUAUUUACAAACUUUGUUGUGUUUUCGACCCGGGCCGUACAAAAAUGGAAGCAGUAAAAAGAGUCUUUAUUUUAUUCCUGUUGGAUGGAAAACAAUAGUUAAUUUAUACUAAAAUGUGAAAAAUGUGUAUUGCUCUCCACAUAAUGCUGUAUGCUGAAGAAGGGUUUGAUAAAGGAUGCUAGCAUUAAAUUACAAUAUUUUUAAGUUUACGUUCAUUAUGUACAAUUAAAUACUUAAACAAUUAUAAAUUGUUCUUAUAUGAUGCGUUAUAGUUUAUAGGCUCGGUCAAUAAAGUGUUCAUUGCAAUGCAAGAACGAGUUGUAC
Molecule: messenger RNA, 2612 nt
Organism: Anopheles coluzzii
Lineage: Eukaryota; Metazoa; Arthropoda; Insecta; Diptera; Culicidae
Gene: GrlHz
Exons: 8
Coding region: 228-1721 (497 amino acids)
Source: RefSeq, a predicted model, not a curated record